Molecule: messenger RNA, 4775 nt
Organism: Brassica rapa (field mustard)
Lineage: Eukaryota; Viridiplantae; Streptophyta; Magnoliopsida; Brassicales; Brassicaceae
Product: piriformospora indica-insensitive protein 2
Molecular function (GO): protein binding
Source: RefSeq, a predicted model, not a curated record
ACGUUACAAAAGUGGAACAUGUAACCAAAAAUGUCUAUAGAAUUCUCCUCUUUUACUUUUUAACCAUUUGAAUUGUAAUGAGAAAAAAGCUAAAUUUGAUUCCCAACGACCUCUCGCUCUCUUCUCAAUAAAUAAUACUCCAAAGAAACUCAAAUUGAAAAAAGACAAAACACAUCACACGCUUUGUUUUCACCUGUUAUUCUCUGUUCUUGUGCUCUCUUAGAGAGAGCAAUGAUGUGGCGAAUGUUUUGCUCUCUUCUCUUGCUAUCUCUACUUGUUAGGUGUACCGGUGAUGAAUCUUUGCCUGAAGUAACCUAUUCUGAACAAGCUCCAAUGGACAAAAGAGAACGAGAAGCUUUAUACUCUGCGAUUCAAGGAUUUGUAGGUGAUUCUUGGAAUGGCUCUGAUCUCUAUCCUGAUCCUUGUGGUUGGACUCCAAUUCAGGGUGUUUCGUGUGAUAUGUACACUGACUUGUGGUAUGUCACGGAUUUGAGUUUAGGGCUUAUUCAUGAAAACUCACUUCCUUGCUCCUCAAGUCUUGAGAUAAGGCCAGAGUUGUUUGAGCUCAAGCACUUAAGAUCCCUCUCCUUCUUCAACUGCUUUAUCUCUCCCAUGGUGUUAGCUAAAGAUGGUUGGAUAAACUUUGCAGCUAACUUAGACUCGCUUGAGUUUAGAUCCAAUCCUGGUCUCAUUGGGAAACUUCCUGAAACACUCGGCAACCUCACAAACCUGAAGUCCUUAGUGGUUCUUGAAAAUGAGUUCAGUGAAGAGCUACCAGCGAGUAUCUGCAACUUAAAGAGUCUAAAGAGAAUGGUCUUGGCAGGGAACACGUUCACUGGAAUGAUCCCGAACUGCCUCCAAGGCUUAAAAAAGCUUUUGAUCAUGGACUUGAGCCGUAACUCUUUCUCAGGAACAUUGCCUUCAUCUGUUGGAGACUUGACUUCAUUGCUCAAACUUGACCUAAGCAAUAACUUCUUGGAAGGGAAGCUACCUCAAGAACUUGGGUUGUUGAAGAAUCUGACACUAUUGGAUGUGAGGAAGAACAGAUUCUCUGGUGGGCUAUCCAACAACAUUGAAAGGAUGCAAUCUCUAACGGAGUUGGUGUUAUCAGACAAUCCAAUGGGUGGGGAAAUGGUUGGAACAAAAUGGGAGAAGAUGAGAAACCUGGUCAUUUUAGAUGUUUCCAAAAUGGGUUUAAGAGGUGAGAUUCCCACUGGUCUAACCAAUUUGAAAAGGUUGAGGUUUCUUGGUCUGAACGACAACAAUCUUACCGGUUUUGUUCCAUCCGAACUUGAAGCUUUGCCUUGUAUUGGUUCGUUAUACAUCAAUGGAAACAACCUAAGAGGGGAACUUAGAUUCUCUAGGAAGUUCUAUGAGAAGAUGGGAAGAAGAUUUAAAGCUUGGAAGAAUCCAAAUCUUUGUCAACCAUUUGAGAUUGUAAUGUCUGAAUCUCAGAAGCAUUUGCUUCCUCUUGGAGUGAAGCCAUGCACUUGAAACUUGGAGGAGUCAUCAUCGAUGAGUGUUUGUGAGCUCAUCAUCUAUCUUUCUUCUAAAAUCUUUUGUUUUUAGUAUCAUCAUGUAUCAUCUCAUCUUUUCGUAUUAUAUUGCUGUAACGGUUAUGAAAAUAUGGCCCAUGAAUGAAUAUGUUGACGUUUUUAAAAACGAGUCUUAUUGGGCCGAUGAUGAGGUUAAAGUAACAGAAGUAAAAAAAGCAAAAACAGUUGGCCCAUGCAGGUUUCGAACCUGCGACCUUCGCGUUAUUAGCACGACGCUCUAACCAACUGAGCUAAUGGGCCACUUUGAUACAAUGUUGUCUUCUAAAUUAUUGACUAUAUGAUUCUGACUCAGAGAGGCCAUGGGGGCAUAGCACGAAAAAUACAAAUCAUGUAGCCUGUAGGGAAGUAUUUAAUAACUAAUACAAUUCUACGGAGUAAAGUACGGGCAAUAUGCCAGCAUGUAGAGUUAAAGACUUGUCUAAGCACUUUCUAGCUCUCUCCUUGUCUCAUAGACAAGACGAUCAUAUAUUAUAUAAAUAUACAUACUUUCAGAUAAGAUAAGCAUAUGCAAUGUUAUAAGAAAGAACAGAAAAUGGGAAGACACUUGGAAAGAAGCCCAAAAUGUUCUAGCUUUCGUGGACAAAGCAAAAUAAACAACUAAAUUACACGAAAUUGAUAAGUGGGUUGGCCGGAAGAAUAGUGUUUGCAUAGUUCUUUUCUUUACAGAGAGAUAAUGUCAACAACAAAAAAGUCAUAAAGCUACUCAAGCAUAACGAAGAGUCCAAAGACAAGACAACGUAUUAUAAGUAAAUAAAAAACUAGUUGAUUUGUAAUUUGAGACAUCGUAGGCCAACUCUUGUUCGUUUCUUGGUACACUGAAUUUUGUUUAAAUACAAGGUAUUAAUAUUAUAAUGAACUAAUACUAGUAUACAAGCGAAUUAGAUUGUUCUCCAGUAAUCAUGGACUUUAAUUGCAUCGAGUAAUGAUCCUUUUCCAUGAUUAGAGAAAGAGUAUAUACUCAAAAGUACUGCCUCGUCUUUGGUUCUUUCCGAAAUUUUACUUCAUGGAAAUGUGUGUUACCAUUUGCUAAAUCUUUCAAAUCUUGUUUAUUAUUUUGGAUAGAAAAUCACUAGAAGUAUAGUUAUUACGUAUUAUUAAUAAAUAGCACAUUGUCAAUAACUAUAACAAUAAAUCAUAAUCAAGAGUAGAUGAAACAUUUUAUCGUUUUUGGCUUUAUUCCGAAAAUUGUUUUUUUUUUUUUUUGGUUUUACCUCUCUCGUCUUAUCUGAUCAUAUACAUCAGAAAUUGAGUUAAUGAACAAAUGAAACAAUAUUUGUGCUUUUCACGUGUGUAAGUUUUUGGUUAUCUACCCUAAAACCAAUCGAGAACGACAAUUAGGAAAGGAACGUUAAGCUUAAUAGGGUACUAGCUAAAAGAAUGAACUCUGAGUGAGAAGAAGUACAAGAUCAAAUUAGUUCCAGGAAAUAAACAAGUACAAACGGAAACUAUUAGGUUGAAAAGCGAGUGGCUCAACUAUUACAACUUUAUUUAUUAGGGUAAAUACCAAAAAAGUUCGUAGCCCGAGAAGAAGUGAAAGAGACAAGAGAGAAGAGAGCGGUACUGGUGAUGGUCACGACGGCGACGAUGGUAGGACCGCCGCACGUGGCCUGCCUUACCCAUGUCUUCAUUUGACUAGUCAACGUACUUCUUCUCUAGUUAGUUGGUUCCUUUACUACAUUUGCAAAGGAUUUAAACGUUCGAGUUUAAUCAGAAAAAAAUGGAAUAUUAUCACUCGGUCAUUUUUUUUAUUUUUUUUUUUGAGAAAACUCGGUCAUUUUCUUCUAUGAUGUUAGGGAUGUUACGGUGACCUAAUUUUAUUACCUCUGUUAUGAUAACUUAUGAAUCUUUAUUUAAAUCGGUGAUAAUAUACACGAGAUAUGUCUGAUAGGUAAUGUAUACUCUUGGCGUAAUUUUAUUUCAAGAUCCUAAACGAAGCUGGUGUGCGCCUCAACUUCUGUAGUUAUUGAUCGGAUUAGUCUGAGGGUUUUUGUUUCUAAAAAAUAACAUUUAUGUCUUUUUUUGUUUACGUAAUCACUAAACCGCUGAUUACAUAAUACAACAAAAAAAAAAAAAUUCUAACAGAAUACGAUUGGACGUGACAGGUCUUCCACCAUAACUAUUUUAGCACCUAAUGACAUAUUGAUAAUAUCAGGUUUCAUAAGAGGGGCCCAAACAAACUACUGAAUAUUGUGUCCCUUGGUUUAUAUAUAUGGUCGCGCAAAUUAAAUAUAUCUCCAUCCCUUUCACCAGGAAAAUGUAUUUUGAAUAAUUAUCAAUAAUAGUUGAACAAAAAAGAGAGUAAUUAUCCUUUUUUUUUGAACAAAGAGAGUAAUUAUCUAUAAUUCAACAGAUUUCAAUCAGCAGAAAUCGUAAAAGGUUGAGCCAAACCGUAUAAGUAUCGAACGUGCUGAAAAUCGUGGUAGUUCACUAAUAACUAAUUAGAAACAGUGUUUCGGGUGUGUCGGAACUAAUUAAAUUAGUUUAACCCAUCCCACCCAAUUUAAAUUAAUGUAACCCUUCCCCAUGCGUGGGGGCAGCAAUAACCAACAAUUAACUAAAGAAACUUCAAUUGUAAUUUUGACAAUUUUAAAAAUUUAUUAUUAUUGCCGACUUUGAAUCAUACACCAUAGGAACAGAGUUGUUGAGUUGACUAAAAUCAAGUAUUUGGUUCUAGAGAACUUGUUUAUUAGAGAAUAAUUGCUUUAUAUGAUAUCCUUAAUCAUCAUAAUUCAUCCCGGGAAACAUAUACAGGAACACAUAUAUGAUCAAACUGCAUGAUGGAAAGAAUAUAAAAAUAAUAUUGUGUGGUUUGUAAAAAAAUGGUAUGAUCAUUGAACUUGAGAUUUCAAAACCUUAGUUAACCCAACAAGAUAAUACCAACUAUGGAAUACAGAGCUACAAUUUUACAUAGCCGUAAAUCAUUUAUAUUUAAGAAUGUCAUGAACAAAGCCAAAAGCUAUUACAAAACUUUGUCAACUCUCUCUAGCAUGUUGUGAAUAUUUACAAUAUUUCCCUUCCUCUCCACUAAGUAAUUUAAAUUUCAACAUUUCCUCCAAAGAACAAGAAUCUGCUAACCAACUGAGAGACCUAACCGAAACAAGCUAAUCGUUUAACCGAUUCUUCCACAAUAUAGCAUCAAACUAGGAUCCGAACCGACCUUGUUAGCCGAGGUUCUUCUGCAGAACGAAACGACGGGUCUCUCUCCAACCAGCAAACCCU